Molecule: messenger RNA, 1284 nt
Organism: Pelagomonas calceolata
Lineage: Eukaryota; Pelagophyceae; Pelagomonadales; Pelagomonadaceae
Source: the annotation of a GenBank genome assembly
GUGUACUUGCAGCGGCCCCAAGGCGUCGAUGUGUCCACCGCGCGCACCGCGCGCAACGGGUCCCCGACGCCUCCAGCGACUAGGAACUUCGUAGUAUUGCCUCCCCCAAGGCCCCCGAGCCCUCCCGGGCCGCGCCCGCGCCGCGGACCCGGCCAGGGGGCGCGAGGCCCCUUUGCGAAUCAAAAAAAUCGCAGAGCGCAGAACGAUCUGGGGCGGCGGCCGUCUACGGCGCAAGCGCGGCGCAGAGGACCAUGGCGACGGACGAGAACAACCACAAGAACGAGGCGCGCGACGACUGGACCGGCUGCACCUUCCGGGUGGAGCGGGGGCCCAGCAGCGAAGGCCGGGCCUGGGGCAUGGCCGACAUCCUCCGCGCGCUCGACGCGUCAUCGUUCUCACGCCUCGUUCCCCUCCGCAGACGCAUGGACCGGCGUCCGCUACUCGAAUCGGUGUUCUUCGCCGCCGCGCCGCCGCGGGCCUUUUUCUCGCGCGCCUCACUCGGCCGACGCCCGCAGGACGGGAGAAGACGGCUCGACGCCCUUCUGGCGCAAGGCCGGCACGUCGUUGUUUACCUACAAGUCGCGCGCCUGGCGCAUGCGCUACGCCCAGGCGCAGUUCCAACUGGUCAAAUGCGCGAGCCGGCGCGGUCGUCGUCGCGCGCAGCCCGUUCCAACGUUUCUACGCAUAGGCAAGGACGACAUGGCGCCCGUGUUCGGCGAGGGCGGCAACCUGCCGACGCGGUUUUUCGAGCUGGACCGCGAGAUGCUGAAGCGCGAAGGGUUCGACUUCGAGAAAUUCGCCAAGAAGGUGCGGUGUUUCGAUCCUCCAUUCAACAUCAACUCGCCACGUCGCAGGCGAUGCAGGACACCGUCACGUCCCGCGAGCUCUUCGAGCGCAUGCCGACGCGGCCGGCGCUCGCCGAGCCCGAGGUCGCCGCGCACAAGGUGCGCUCCUACGAGGACGACUCGACCGACUGGGCGCCCUCGGGCGGCCGCGCGGCGGCGCCCGAGCAGCCCGCGCAGCCGGCGCGGCGGCGGCCAGUGCGCUCGACGCGGAACCGCGACCCUGUCUACACGGGGCAGAAGACGAUCGGUGGCACGGCGCCCAAGCGCUCCGCUCCGCUCGUCCGCGUCGGCACGGAGCUGCGGUUUGAACUGAUUGCCAAGCCGGCGCUCGGGAGCCACGUACACGGCGCGGAAUAGCGUCCGACGCCGAACCGUUGCUUUAUCCCUUUUUCGCAGGUGAACGGGCCGUCCGCGUCAUGGGCAACAUUUUCGCCAUCGC